AUGUCGCAUAGAAAAUUUUCGGCACCUCGCCAUGGUUCUAUGGGAUUCUAUCCCAAGAAAAGGUCCCGUCGUCACCGUGGUAAAGUUAAGGCGUUCCCUAAAGAUGAUUCCAGUAAACCUGUACACCUCACGGCGUUUAUUGGAUACAAGGCUGUCUGGGCAGAACACAUGUCCGAAGACUGUAGACGUCGCUUCUACAAGAACUGGUACAAGUGCAAGAAGAAUUCCUUCACCAAGGCUAGCAAGAAAUGGCAAGAUGAGCUUGGGCGGAAAUCAAUUGAGAAGGAUUUCAAGAAAAUGAUUCGCUACUGUAGUGUGAUCAGGGUUAUUGCUCACACUCAAAUGAAGCUAUUGAAGCAACGUCAGAAGAAGGCUCAUAUUAUGGAGAUCCAAGUCAAUGGUGGAACUGUUGAAGAUAAAGUCAAGUGGGCAAGAGAACAUCUGGAGAAACCUAUCCCUAUUGAUUCGGUCUUUGCCCAAGAUAAGAUGAUUGACUGCAUUGGUGUGAUAAAGGGGAAAGGUUACAAAGGUGUGACUUCCCGUUGGCAUACCAAAAAGCUUCCUCACAAGACACAUAAAGGUCUACGUAAAGUAGCGUGUAUUGGAGCUUGGCAUCCUUUAAGAGUUUCAUUCACUGUUACUAGGGCUGGUCAGAAGGCCAUCACCGAACUGAAAUGA
Messenger RNA from Parnassius apollo (apollo), 678 nucleotides. Lineage: Eukaryota; Metazoa; Arthropoda; Insecta; Lepidoptera; Papilionidae. The record is from the annotation of a GenBank genome assembly.